Molecule: messenger RNA, 6362 nt
Organism: Solenopsis invicta (red fire ant)
Lineage: Eukaryota; Metazoa; Arthropoda; Insecta; Hymenoptera; Formicidae
Gene: Gad1
Product: glutamate decarboxylase
Exons: 11
Coding region: 247-1866 (539 amino acids)
Biological process (GO): carboxylic acid metabolic process
Cellular component (GO): cytoplasm
Molecular function (GO): carboxy-lyase activity; pyridoxal phosphate binding
Source: RefSeq, a predicted model, not a curated record
GAGUCAGGCCGAAGCUCGAGAGUCGUCCAGGCGUUUUCGGCACGAAGCAGUCCCUUGGAAACCACCCUGAAGCCCGUCGUCGCUUCGCCUCUCCGUCGGCAUUUCACCCUCGAAACCUACACUCAUUCUGAAGCAAAAUUUAGACCCCGUUGAGACCAUCCGGUUAAGCCAUCCGGUCAUAAAGAAGAUCCGGCGCGGAAGAAGACGAGAUUAGGAACUGUUGAGGCGAGGGACACAAGCAGAGACAUGGACAAUGUGCAAAUGAUCGGCACUAAAAUCACAGCGAUCAAGGAAUACUUAUAUAACUUCGCACGAACGCAUUCGCCAACCAGACUAAUGAGUGCCGAAAACACUUAUUCGCUCUCUAAAGAGCACUGCAACUUGAAGUACUCGGACAUUCUGCCUCAUAAUGCAGAAGGUUAUCCGGCGACUAAAGAGUUCUUAAUGAAGGUGGUGGAUAUUCUGCUAGACUUCGUCAAAUCAACGAAUGAUAGAAAUGCGAAGAUCCUCGAUUUUCAUCAUCCUGCCGAUAUGAUGCGUUUACUCGAUCUAGAAGUUCCUGAUACCGGAUUAACCCUGCAACAGCUCCUACUGGAUUGUUCUACAACUUUGAAGUAUCAAGUGAAGACUGGACACCCACGUUUCUUCAAUCAACUAUCAUGCGGUCUCGAUUUAAUGUCUAUGGCUGGCGAGUGGCUAACUGCGACAGCAAACACGAAUAUGUUUACCUACGAGAUCGCUCCCGUAUUCAUUCUAAUGGAGCAUGUCGUUUUACAAAAAAUGCGCGAGCUUAUAGGCUGGAACUGCGGUGACUCCAUUCUCGCACCAGGAGGAUCUAUUAGCAAUCUUUAUGCCUUUCUCGCGGCCAGGCACAAGAUGUUCCCGUACUAUAAAGAAAAAGGACUCUCUGCUAUUGGAGGACAGCUGGUUAUGUUUACGUCCGAUCAGUGCCAUUAUUCUGUGAAAUCAUGCGCGUCCGUUUGCGGCCUCGGCACGGAUAAUUGCGUGAUGGUGCCUAGCGACGAGCGCGGUCGCAUUAUUCCUUCGAAACUGGAGGAAUUGAUCCUGGAGCGCAAGGCCAAAGGUCACAUUCCGUUCUUCGUGAAUGCCACUGCAGGAACAACGGUUAUUGGUGCAUUUGAUCCGAUUCCGGAAAUUGCUGAUAUCUGUCAAAGAUAUAAUUUGUGGUUGCAUGUCGACGCGGCUUGGGGUGGUGGACUGCUUCUGUCGAGAAAGUAUAGACAUCCGAGACUGACCGGCAUCGAACGAGCUGAUUCAGUAACAUGGAACCCGCAUAAACUUAUGGGAGCCUUGCUUCAGUGUUCCACUAUUCACUUUAAGGAAGAUGGGCUACUGAUCAGCUGUAACCAAAUGUCCGCGGAAUAUCUGUUUAUGACGGACAAGCUGUACGACGUGAGGUUCGACACUGGCGAUAAGGUCAUUCAAUGUGGGCGUCACAAUGACAUUUUCAAGCUUUGGCUGCAAUGGCGCGCCAAGGGAACAGAGGGUUUCGAGAAGCACAUGGAUCGGCUGAUGGAACUAUCGGAGUACAUGGUUCGGAAGAUUAAACAAAUGCCUGACAAGUAUUAUCUGAUCCUCGAGCCUGAAUUGGUGAACGUCUGCUUUUGGUAUUUGCCGACACGCGUGCGGAACAUGCCACACACCGCAGAGAGAAUGAAAAUCUUAGGCGAGAUAUGUCCAAUUCUGAAAGGUCGCAUGAUGCAAGCUGGCACGCUGAUGGUUGGUUACCAGCCGGACGAUCGACGGCCCAACUUCUUCAGGAAUAUUAUUUCCAGCGCCGCUGUAACGGAGGCCGACAUCGAUUUUCUCCUGUCUGAGAUGGAUCGAUUGGGCCAUGACUUGUAAGAAAUCUGUCCACACAUAGGCGUUAAUCGUACGAUGUGCAGCGAUUAGCCGACUGGUACACAUCAUUGGCAAAACUGCAUCCAUGAGUGCACUUUUCGUGACACGUUCUAAAAAUGUUACAAAUUCGGGGCUCAGGUUACAAAAUUCAGCUACCAAUACGAACGUAAGACAUACGAUGAAGUAGACGAUUUUAAUAUCACGAUAGGAGAAAACAUAAAAGUUGAAAAUGUUUUCGGUUUUAUUUUUUUUAAUCUUUCCUGCCAAAUAAAACUACAUUUCAAUAAUGUAAGUUAUUUAUUUUGUUUGAGUAAGAUUUCAUUUUUUAAAUUAAGAUUACAAUAUAAUUUUGUAAAUUUUAUUUUACAUGUGUGAAACUAUCAAAUUCAAAUUAAUUUAGUAUUUAAACUUUGGUCAAAUCAAACAAAGAAAACAUUUUUGGUAGUAUUCAUUAGACUGUUACGCAUUGGCCUAUAAACGUUCAUUCAUCGUUCUAUAAAAUGUUUUACAAUAUUUGGAAGAGUCGAUAUACUGUAGUUUAUCAGUAGAAUAAUUUAAUUUGGCAAUCGUAAAUCUUACCAUUAAAAAAAAGGCGAGAAUGUUAGUAAAGGGUUAUUAAUGUGUAGUUACACGCUUCUUUAUUGUGAGACCAGUUUGCAGCAGCUACCUGCACGUCGAAAAAAAAAAAAUAUACGUAGUAUAUAAGUUUUCUAGAUUUAAACGAAAUACACAGCAUAUCCAAGAAACGAAGUUAUAAAUCAAGUUACAAAGUUAAAGAUGCUUCCGGCCUUAAGCUACGCAGAUUCGUUAUUUUUUGCUCUGCUCGAUAAUAUUUACGCAAGUGAUAACAUUGUCAAUCACUCAUUAACCGAAGCAAUAAUAGUGUACAUCCGCUUUCCGAAUGGAACAGCCAAAUCAAAUUUUUUUAUCUCGAAACGCGGAUUAGGAUGUCGUUGUUCAAAAUUUGUAUCAAAAGGCUAUUUUUUAAUGUACAUGUUACUUUUGUGGAUGAUCGAAUUGGUUCUGAAAGAUUUAGGUACGAAGUUACAAGUGGUUGUUUAAAUUUAUAAAGGAUGUUUUCUUCUUGCGAAUAUUUUAUAUUUAUAAACACGUUACAUUAAAUAUAUUUAAUUUGUUAACGAUUUUUGUAUCGUUUAUUUGAUGAUUGUAUACCAUUUACUGUGUCUUACGCUCUUAUUAGCCUCCCUUCUUAUUCAUUGGUUAUCAAACAUCUCAAAUAUUUCUCAAAUCUUUUAAAUUACUUAAUUAUGGCUACAAAGCUAAAAUUGUUUGACAAGUUUGUUGAAAAUUAUGCAAAAUUAUUGAAAUCGUACAAAAAUGGAUUUCCACUCAUUCAAAUAAAAAUAUUUAUCGUAAUUUAAUCAAAAUCUGCAGUUUGUCCACUGAAGCGAAAGCAGUUCUGUUUUCGGAUAGUGUAAAAAUUCAUUUAGAAUGUAAAUUAUAAGCGCUGUGGCUAAUAUGUCGGAGUUUAAGUGUUGCUCUGUCCCCAUUGUACGAUUUGCAACGAAUCGUCAGCCAAUAGCUACGGAAUAGAGAAUUUCUAUCGCCGUGGCGUUAGGGAUAGAUAGCAAAAAUACUACAUUACUUUUCCAUAGAAUAUAGAUUUAACAUCGGGCGUUAUUCUGUUGGGAUAUUGACGGAGUUUAUAAUUUAUCGAUUGUUUGCGAAAAGACAACGUUAUGGACUUCAUCUAUAUUAUAUACAAAAAAUAUAUGUAUAUUAUAAUUUACUGUUAAACAGUUCUAAUCGAAAGGAGAGUACUAAUAUAUAUUUAAUAUAGAUAUAUAUAUAAAAGUAUAAAUAUAUAAAUAUAUCAAAGCAUAUAUUAUAUAUAUAUUUAGUGUUGAAAUUUUAAGAAUACAAAACACAAACCCAUGAAAGUACAUGCUUUUUCAAAUAUUCGUGCGAACGAUUAUCACUGACAAUUAAGUCAACGAUUCUGUUAGAAAUUGAUUGUUUCAUUCAAAACGUCAUACAUACACUAUUGAAAGUAAUGAUUGCACGUCACAAGAGAUUGUACGAUGCAACAAUCAUUUUCAAUAUAUUCUAGAAAUCUCAUAUUGAUUCCCGAGAAAAGUGUAAUCUUGUAAUUUCUUGAAAUUUAUUAUGUAUGAAUAACUGAUUUCCACUUACAUCUUUGUAAUCGUUAUUUUACAUUAUACGAAUAAUUGCGUAAUAUACAUUACAAAUACAGUGAAUUUAUUGUUAUGAAUAACGACAAGCGUUUCGAUCUGUUCGACACUUGCAAUUCUAUAGAUUUCAAAUUCACUCGCCAAUACGGAGUAACAGAAAAAGGUAUUUAAGUAAGUAAUAUGAAAUAUCUAGAUGUAAUUAUACAAGAACUAUAAGUGUAUUUAUGUACACAUGCAUCUUCGGAUUAUAUCGCGUUUCUUUUUCUGCCGACGACUGCCGUGCCGUCGUGACAAUUAGCUUAAGUUUAGAUGAAUACAUUUAGAUGGGGAGCCGCAAUUAGUGCCGGGAUUAAAUUAAUACAGGAUUAAUCGAAGUAGAAAACAAUCGAUAUAUCCUGUUAUCUGUAAUUUAAUGCCAAAGAUGUUAUCCUAUGUAUUUAAAUGAAAGCGCUUGGUUGUUGGAUUAUAGCGGGUGAUGUCAAUUCAAUUUGAAACGUUUGUAAUGUGUAAAAUAUGAAACACGUUAUAUAUACAUAUAUAUAUACGCUGAACUCUGCCUCAAUGAGACAAAUAAAGACAAAAUUCAUUAAAAAGAAAGUAAUUAAGUCAUUUCAAAAUAUGUUCACAUUUUUAGGUAAAAAAAAGACUAAAAAAAUCUAUUUUUCUCUUUAGAAUGUAUUUUCUUUCAUACAUAUUUUUACAUAAAAAGUCAUUAAUAAAAAUUUUUAUUGUCAUUAAAUUUGAAUAUUUUUACAUAAUAAGCUAUUAAUAAGAAUUUUCAUUGUUAUUGAUUUGUGAUUUGCGUAAACAUGUAUCAAAGCUUUCAUAAAGCAACUUUUAAACAGCUAAUAUUGCUAAUUCGAAAUGCUGUUUAUAAGAUUAAAUUGUAUCUGUUGAUCCAGAGUUCAAGCAAUUCAUUUGCAAUCACUAUGCGUCAAAGAAGGGACAAAAUGUAUUUUUCGAGAAGAAAAUGAAUUAAACAAUUCAUCUGACCAGCAAACCGAUACCUGUAAAGAAGAAUUCUAUCGAAUCACUGUUAAUUAUUGUUCAUAAUUCUAUCGGCGUUGCGAGUUUUUUUAGACAUAGUCGUUGGCACUGCCGACAUAGUAAUCAAUGCUACUCAUAAACGAAUCUCUCUCGUGGUUAUAUACACGUCUUAUUAAUUCCCGUGUAAAUGAUCGUUUUUUAAGCAAAGAGUGAUAUAUUUGUACCGAAAGUAUACUCGUCCCUGUAGACUCCCAACCACUUUAUUUGCCUGUACAAUUAGCAAACGUACUGACAUGUUUUUGAUACCGCAUUUUUCUUUAGAAUGUGUAAAAAAACAUCUUUACACACAUUUGCGGUCGAUCUUAUGAAUAUUAACAAUUAAUAUUAGUAUUAAUGUAGCAAAGUAUUAAAAUACCGAUUUAUUAGGUAAAUUAUACUACUUGUACAAUUUAGAGAAUUGAGAAUGUUAUAUUAUUUUUUGUAGAUAAUCAGUGAAUCUCGUAUUAUAAAAGUUUGUAUAUAAAAUCCCAUUUUAAUGCGUGUGAAUAUUUUACAUAUUGUUGGCGCGAUAUAAAAUUUUAAAUAUAAACUUCUUUUAAAAUAAACAUAUAUAUUAUAUUUAAUUCUUACAUGAUAUUAUGCACAUAUAUUGCAUGUAUUCAAAUACUAUAUAUACAUCUUCUAAAAUGCAACAAUUUAUAUUUUGUAGUGCAUUCUUACCAUAUGCCAUCUCUUGCACUCUAUUUCAUAUGUUAUAUUGUACAUUACAUUGGAUUUUAAUCAUCUUCUUAAAAUUCUUCUUAAAAGCCUUAUUUGAUAGUCUACAUCGACGAGAAAUACGCAUAUACGUAAUCGAAUAAAUCUUUUACUUCGAUUGUGUUAACGAGAUAGAUCAUCUUACCGAUAAAUAUGUCAUUAAUAUAACUAAGUUCCUUUACUGGCGAUUAAUCGCGCCGACUUUAGAAGUCGUCUCAUUAAUUAUUAGUCUAAUUAUUAGUCUAAGUUGAUAACGAAGCAAAGCAACAACAAAGUCCCACGUCUUCCAAACGAUGAGAGUAUUGAUUAGUCUUUAGUGAGAAGAUCUCGAAAUAUACUUUCGAGGAGAAAGCUGUCCUUGUAUACUGUAAUGAGAAAUACAUUUAUAUAUACAUAUAUAUAUACAUAGAAAAAAUAUAUAUAUGUACAUGCGUGUGCGUAAGAUGUCGUUGAUAUGUGAACGAGAAGCGAAAGUUAAGAGUAUGUGCGGCGAUGUAGAGAUGUUUACUGACACAUAACUAUGUUGUUCGAAUACCAUCUACACCUAAUUGCCCUUAUUAUCCACUGUAUAUCAAUGUCUAAAUAAACUGCUGUUAUCCCAAA